This is a messenger RNA of Cynoglossus semilaevis (tongue sole), 1638 nucleotides long. Its product is annotated as ras-related protein Rap-2a-like. NCBI's taxonomy places the organism in Eukaryota, Metazoa, Chordata, Actinopteri, Pleuronectiformes, Cynoglossidae. The transcript has a single exon. Bases 340 to 966 code for a protein of 208 amino acids. The record is from RefSeq and is a predicted model, not a curated record. Gene Ontology annotation, molecular function: GTPase activity; GTP binding.
AUUCUAAAACAUUAUUUAAGGAUCUGCCACUGCUGCUACACACAGUUCCUUUUUUUCCUUCUUCUCACUCAUUUUCAUCUCUCUCUCUCUCUCUCUCUCUAUCUGACUGCUCUGAGUUCAUGGAGAGAGGGAGACAAUGCCUGUUUCUGAUUGGCUGAAAGCAGAUGGGAAGGUACAGCCUCUGGACAUAAAUACAGAGAGCAGUCAGUAUGCAUUUUAAAGCAUCAUCCUCUGACACACAACUCCACCGCUGCAAUCCAAACCACCUGCAGAGAACUAUAGGUGAAGGGACAAAGAUAAUCUGCAGAGAUUAUCAUCAUAUCGCUUUCCUAAUCCACCAUGUCCUUUGUGGUUAAGGAAAAGGCAGAGGUGCGGCUGGUGUUUUUGGGAGCUGCCGGAGUUGGAAAGACAGCUCUCAUCCAACGUUUCCUCAAAGAUACCUUUGAACCCAAGCAUCGGCGCACAGUGGAGGAGCUCCACAGGAAGGAGUACGAGGUGGGAGGCAUCAAAGUCACCAUCAACAUCAUGGACACCAGUGGCAGCUACUCCUUCCCUGCCAUGCGUAAGCUCUCCAUCCAGAACAGCGACGCCUUCGCCCUCGUCUAUGCCGUGGACGACCUCCAGUCUCUGGAAGCUGUGAAGACUCUUCGAGAAGAGAUACUGGAGGUCAAAGAAGACAAGUACACGCCCAUCGUUGUCAUCGGAAACAAAAUUGACCGCCACAAUGAGCAACAAGUGUUCACCAAGGAUGUGCUGUCCACGGUGGAGCUGGACUGGAACCACAGCUUUGUGGAGUCGUCAGCCAAAGAGAACGUCAACGUGCUGGAGGCGUUCAAGGAGCUGCUGCUGCAGGCCAACCUGCCCAGCUGGCUCAGCCCAACCCUGUGCCGCAGGAGAGAAACCAUUCCAAAAGAGAGCCCCAAACGACCUCCGAUGAACAAGACCAACAGCUGUAGCAUAUCGUAGUCAUGUGACUUCAAGAGCUCGGACAUGAAGGCCCAAGCAAAGAGGGAGAAGUCUCUGUUGUGGGGAAACUGACAGGUCAAACGUCCAGUCGAGUGUUUAAGGUGUACAGAGUAGACACAUGAUGUCCCCUCUCACCACGCCACCGCAGGAGCAAUUGUAUUGAUAACCAGAGAAAUUACCCCGGCGACAAGAAAGUAAUCUGAAAGUGUGCAGACAUAUUUAACUGCAGUGUAAAAAGAGUCAUGUUGCAAAUUUGCAUUUUGAUUUUUCACUCUCACCUUUGUAUUCAUUUCAUCUUGGGGGUAUUUUGUGCUGCUACUGUCUUUAAAAAGCACAUCAACUAUUGAGGCAAUUUUAUUUGUUUCAAUGUGGUUUUUCUAUGUCUUUUAUGAAUGAACAAAAGUGAGGAAUAAAAAGGUGGAGUUGUUUAUACUGUAAUCUGCACAUGUAAACUGUCAUUCUGACAUAUUACCGUACCAUUUACUGCAGUUUGUUGUCAAUGAAUUGUUUACUUUACUCAAUGUUUAAAUUAAAAUGUCUUUUUUCCUUUUCUACAAAUUCACAAAAUCUACAAAUAAAAACAUUUUUUAUAUGACUAACGUGAAUGUUGUGCAAAGGUUACUUUUGUCUGCUAACAUUUUUUGUAACAACAAUUAAAAAAUACUGAAAUUA